AUGGAACAAUCACAGUGUCCUCUGAACGAAGCGAAUGGAGAGGAUGGACGUGCGCUGGAUCCCCCACAAACCCGCAGAAAAGUCCGUGCUGCCAGAGCCUGUACGGCUUGUCAUCAACGCAAGAUCCGUUGUGACAUUACAACCCGCGGCCUGCCUUGUACAAACUGCACCGACUACUCGACCGAGUGCAAGUCUCACGUGCCGAGGGCCCGGGUCUGGGUCAACCGAAGGCGAAGACGCCAAUCCUCUGAUGCUUCUAAAUCCGAAGUAGAGUUGGCAAACAAGGAGGACUCCUCCUGUAGCCCAUCGGAGAGGGUAACUGGCGCAGCCUCCACCACAAUCUCCGCCACAGAUGAAUCUCGGUCCCCGAGAGAGCGCAGUCCGCCUCGCAACCUGUGGAGCUCCAUGCUCCCGCCUGAGAUUCAACAUUCACUUCCGCAGUCUGAAUAUCUUGGUGAAUCGCUUGGUCUGUUUAUGCUCCAGCCUGAUCGUCGGGGUAUGGACAUAUAUCACCCGCUGUCUUGGGGGUCCAUAUCAACUCCAUCCGGGCUAGAUCCACUCCAGUUUGCAAUGUUGAAUCAGCAGGGAGCUUUUAUGCUUCCAUAUCAAGAGUUAUGUGACGAAUUGAUCGAGGAUUUCUUCGAGCGGGUCGCCCCAGUAGUCCCCGUCGUGAGCAGAACAGUAUUCAUGGCUCAGUAUAAAGGCAUGGAUGAAACGAAUCCCCCAUCCCUGCUUCUACUUCAAUCGAUGCUCCUUGCUGCAUCCAAGAUAUCGAGAUCUAGUCGCCUGCCGCAGGCCAUUGGUUCGAAUGCGGCUGCCUCAGCGCUUUUCUACAAACGCGCAAAAUCUUUAUACGACGCUGGUUUUGAAACCGAUCGUAUUGCCAUUUUACAAUCCGUCAUUCUCAUGGGCUGGUACUGUGAGGAUCCACGAGGUGUCGGUACAACCUUUUACUGGAGUAGAAUCGCCAUCGCUCUUGCUCAAAGCAUCGGAAUACACCGAAGUGUCACCAGCUCUGUCCUCUCUCUUCCCGAGAAACGACUUUACAAACGAAUAUGGUGGGCCCUCUUCACGAGAGACCGUCUGCUAUCCGUGUGUCUGGGACGGCCAAUGGCAAUCAAUCUUGCAGACUGUGACGUGGAGCUUUUACAAGACAAAGACUUUGACGAGGUCGAAGAUGGAGGCUCCCCUGGGCCUUACCCUUCGAACCCCGUCCACACAUCAUAUUUCACCCAAUACGUGAAACUGUGCAAAAUCAUGGGCGAGAUAUUCGCCACCUACUACUCUACUACGUCAAAGGUUGCCAACAAGGAUGCGUCAGAGACUCACCUGCAGUACGACCAGCGCUUGACGGAAUGGCUCCAGCAACGCCCGCCGGAGAUGAUCUGGGGAAAAGGGCCCCAUGAAUUCUGGGCAGCAAUCCUCCAUCUCCACUACUGUACUGCGAUAUGCCUUCUUCAUCGGGCUCACAUGCCAGCGGGCGCAGCAAAGUCUUCGUCAUCUUCCGAUAGCUCAUCCAGUAAUAUACACCUCUCUCGUGAGGCAGCAUAUGACGCGGCGAGCUGCAUCACUGAUAUUGUAGAGACGCUCAUGUCAUCUACCAAGCUGAACUUUGCUCCACCUUUUGUCGUAUACACCCUCUACUCUGCUCUCCUCGUGCACGUCCACCGGGUCCACGAAACCAGAAACUCCAACCUCUUCCUCGCAGCGCCCCGUGCCGGCGUCUGCCUCCGUGCCCUCCUUGAGCUGUCGACUACAUGGACAGUCGCGACCCUCAUGUACACCAUGUUCUCCCACCUGCUUACGUCUGACCUAAAGAGACGGGGGACCACCACCAACGGUGGUCAGAAUGACCCGUUGCCGGGCCAGCCUCACUUUACGGAGAUCAUGCCACAUAUGCGUCCGGGUGACGAUGUUUCGUUUUCGAAUGUUGAUCCAAGUCUGGUGGCGACUGGGAACUUUGAUCUGCAGAUGAUGGGCCUUUUGCCGUCGGAGGGUGGGGGUUUUACCUUGUAGCACGGAUUGGGUAGGGAGGAUGUACAUAUGUCAGGCUAGGAAACAUACCCUAUUCUACAUCAAGUGUACACUUUAUACGGA
Molecule: messenger RNA, 2097 nt
Organism: Aspergillus calidoustus
Lineage: Eukaryota; Fungi; Ascomycota; Eurotiomycetes; Eurotiales; Aspergillaceae
Source: the annotation of a GenBank genome assembly